AUGGGAACUGCACACGAGUCACUUGUUGUCGCAACCUGGGAGUUCUCGCAAAGCGGAGUCGAAAGCUGUUUUGACUGCCUUCGGAAAGGUGGAAAACCGCUCGACGCAGUUGAAACUGGCAUACACGUUGUAGAACUCGAACCGACUGUGACCUCAGUCGGAUACGGAGGCCUGCCGAACGCGAACGGCGAACUAGAGCUCGACGCAGCCAUCACGGACGGUGCCCACUUCGGGGCUGUGUUUGCUUUGAGGGGAUAUCGCAGCGCGAUCGGGAUCGCUCGGGGAGUUCUGGAGCGCAGCGAGCAUACGGCACUAGCGGGCAACGGCGCUGUGAACUUUGCCCAGGAAGUUCUCGGUGAAGCACCCUUGCCCGAUUCGGAGCUGCUAACCGAACACGCUCGACGCCGUCUGGCGGAAUACCGAGCCGGCAGGUUCCAAGGACGGCCCAAUGAAUCGCAUGACACCGUAGGGAUGAUAGCGGCUCAAAGCACAGGUGAUAUUGCCGCCGGCUGCGCCACUUCGGGAUACCCGUUCAAGCGACCCGGCCGAGUGGGCGACUCACCGCUACCCGGCGGCGGACUUUUCUGUGAAUCGGGGCUGGGGGCGGCGGUAGCUACUGGUGAUGGUGACGACCUCAUGCGUCUGUGCCCGACGCAUCUCAUUGUCGAACUCAUGCGAAAUGGACAGAGUCCCCAGCGCGCAUGUGAAGAGGCCGUUCAGCGGGUCAUGAGAUACCGUGAGCAGACAGGUCGAGAUUGCCGUGGCGCGUUCAUUGCCGUGCGCUGUGAUGCCCUCGCUUGGGGUGCACAUGCGACGCACGAAGGCUUCGUGGUUGCCCAUGCCGAUGGUCGACGCAUGGAUCAAUCAUUGCUUAUACCUGUUGAGGUACCCGAAGCGAGGAACAAGCCCUGGCGACGCGUCUGUGUCUAG
Molecule: messenger RNA, 930 nt
Organism: Cyanidioschyzon merolae strain 10D
Lineage: Eukaryota; Rhodophyta; Bangiophyceae; Cyanidiales; Cyanidiaceae
Product: probable glycosylasparaginase precursor
Exons: 1
Coding region: 1-930 (309 amino acids)
Biological process (GO): protein deglycosylation
Molecular function (GO): N4-(beta-N-acetylglucosaminyl)-L-asparaginase activity
Source: RefSeq, a predicted model, not a curated record